This is a messenger RNA of Passer domesticus (house sparrow), 7463 nucleotides long. RefSeq names its product arkadia (RNF111) N-terminal like PKA signaling regulator 2N (gene ARK2N). The coding region runs from base 218 to 1396 and encodes 392 amino acids. Lineage: Eukaryota; Metazoa; Chordata; Aves; Passeriformes; Passeridae. Gene Ontology annotation, biological process: ubiquitin-dependent protein catabolic process. Gene Ontology annotation, molecular function: ubiquitin protein ligase activity. The record is from RefSeq and is a predicted model, not a curated record. The transcript is spliced from 3 exons.
GGCCCCGGUGACAUUCCCGGCGCUUCCCGGCCGCUCCGGCUGCUCCCGCGGCUCCGGCUCCUCCGGCCGCCCAUGCCCCGGCCGCUGCCCCCGCCGGGGAGGCCGCGAGGGGCCCAGCCUGGCACAGGCUGCUGCAUUGCUGGAGACCACGUCUAGCUCACCCAGCCUCCUAGACAACGUGCUCAAUGCUUUGAGACUGGAAGGACCUUGCUCUGCAAUGAAGAUGGAGGCAGUAGGAAAAGCAGAAGAACUUGUUGAUUCAGAAACUCCCCCAAAGACUUCUGAAAAGCAAGAGACUGCUCCUGAUGAAGACAGGCCUAUAGAACUUGAGACACAAGCUCAGAAGGACAGUGUGCCCACUGCAGCAGACUCUGCAGUGCUCUCUUCCAUGCCUUGCUUGCUGAUGGAACUGAGGCGGGACUCCUCGGAGUCUCAGCUGGCAUCUACGGAGAGCGACAAGCCAGCAGGUGGCCGAGUUUAUGAGAGUGACUCUUCCAACCACUGCAUGCUUUCCCCUUCCUCCAGUGGGCAUUUGGCCGACUCAGACACGUUGUCUUCCGCAGAGGAGAACGAGCCCUGCCAAGCUGAAGCUGCCGCGGAGGGAGACCCCUCUGCGGUGUCUGGAGCUGCGGUCGGGAGGAAAUCCAGGAGAUCCAGAUCCGAAAGUGAGACUUCAACAAUGGCUGCCAAGAAAAACCGACAGUCCAGCGAUAAGCAGAACGGCCGAGUUGCCAAGGUGAAGGGUCACCGGAGCCAAAAGCACAAAGAGAGGAUCCGGCUCCUGAGGCAGAAGCGGGAGGCGGCUGCUCGCAAGAAGUACAACCUGCUGCAGGACAGCAGUACCAGCGACAGUGACCUGACCUGUGACUCCAGCACGAGCUCGUCAGACGACGACGAAGAGGUUUCAGGGAGCAGCAAGACAAUCACUGCAGAGAUACCAGCUGGCUUCAGUCGUGCUGGGGGAUCUGGAGGAGCGACCAGGGAAAUUCCAGGAUUGCUUGACAGGGGCACCGUGUGGGAUAGGAACUGCAUAGGCAAUGUCCUGGAAGAGGCCAUGAACUGCUUUGCCGAGAUGCAGAGGCAGACAGAGGAGAAAUUCCGCAUGUGGAUAGAAAAGCUAACCCAUCUUGACACGGACGAAGAAAGCAAGCAGCAACUGGAGCCCAGGGAACCUAAAAUCCAACUAGUUGGCCAAAGAAUCCCCCCUACCACGCAGUCAGGGGCUUUUGUGCAGAUGCCUGAUAGCCAAGCCCUUCCUCAGCAGCCGUUUAACUCGUACGCGGGCUAUCAAAAUGCCGAUGCCGCCCUAGAGUUUCCAGUGACUUUUAAUAACAACUUUCCACCUCUCUUCCCAGAGAAUGGGAAUGUGGCAGAGCCUGAUCUGAAUAAAUCAUAAACUUUUAAAAAAAAAAAAAUUAAAAAAAAAAUCUGAUUUUGCAAGCUUGGUGUUAUUUUGGAUUCUGCUAAAAACGAGGUUUGCUUUUCUCUUUGUAUGUGUUUGUUUUGUUUUCUUUUUUGGGUUUUAUUACCAUGAUAUUGUUUGUUUUUCUUAAUUUAUAGUGAAUAUAUGUAGUUAAAAAAAAUCACAGUACACCCACCUGCAUGUGCCAGUACACACAUACAAAAAACACCUUUAAAGGUGUAUGUGGGGAUCCACCCUAAGCUUUCAUCACCAAACUUGGGAAAAUAUAACUUAGAGUCCAUGUCUAGAUACCCCAAAAGCAGCAGGGCUGUGUUUGCUACAAUAGGAGCAUUCAGGGUAUUCAUCCAGAUGCCCUUUUUUGCAUGUUAAAACAUUUAUAUAAGGAAACAAGUUUUAUAUUUAAAGAGAUAAUGCACCCUAGAGAUGCAGACUAGAUACAGGCCCAUGACAUUUCCUUGACUGUUUACUCUCAAGUUUUGCAGCUUGACCAUGCCACACGUUAACUUCUUCAUUUGUAGGCAGAAUGAGUAAAUAAGCUUACCCUAAAAAUUUAGCUGUCUAUAACAAGCGUGCACAGCAGAUUUAAUUCCUUUUUGUCUCCCAUUCAGCAGCUCAGUCCCUGUCCAGGGUUUUUAUCUGUGUCACUGCUGUGUUGCACCUGGAAUAUUUAUGGAGGCUGCUGCCUUACCCUGUGUGCACACACACACAGGAGUCUCUCUGUGCUCCAUUUGGGUGCAGGUCAUCUCCACCAAUUCCAGGUGCUCUGCUCUUCCCUGGGUCUCAGUGGGAAGAGAUAAGCCUCACCGAGGAUGCCUCCAGGCAGUGUCUUUCUCUCCCAUGAGCUGUCCCUGCCCUGGCUUAUCAGCAGUCCCUAAGAGAUAACUGUGGGGUGAGAUGAGUCACCCCAACCUGUGCACGCAGAGCAGCUCCUGCUUCCUCCUGUAAAUGCAGCCCAGCCACAUCCUUCACGCUGGAAUAAAAACAAUCCUGUCUGCCCUCAGAUAAGCAACCAUCAGGGGAUGGGUUGAGCCUUGGCACAGGAAUGUAAAGGAAGGCUUGAUAAGUGAGCACCGUGGUGGUCUGAUAGCUGCUGGCCUGGGUCAGACCAGACCACGCCUGAGCACCACUGAAAUCAUUCUUUACUUGUGAUGGGGAAUGCCACAGCAUCAGGUCCAUUUAAGUAAGGCAAAAAAUUUACUGUUUUGUGGGUUCUUUUUUUUGUACUAAUAGUUGUCCUGAAUAGGCAGGCUUGAAACUGUGGUGUUUAAAAUAGGAUUAAUUUAAACUAUGUAUUAGAAAUAUUUAAUUCUUAGUGUUAUUGCUACACACAGGGAUUUUUGGGUCACCUCUCCAAUAAGGCCUUCCUUCAUGGGAAGUGACUUCUCUGUAGCUACCAAAAAAUGUAUAUUUUUAAUCAGGUAGAACUUGAUAGAUGUUUCUAAUGAAAAUGAAAUCAAAAUUUUUACAAUGGAAAAUGAAAGCAUGCAGUUUAAGUAACGAAAAUACUUAGGUCCCCUUUAGCUCAGUUACUCUGCUUUUUAAACCACAGUCAUUUCUUCCCUAAUUAUUUUAGUUUACUUUCUUUUCCUCCUGUUGGGAGUAACCACAGUAUCUUCUGUAGGUCAGGUUUUUUUACCCUCCCUGAAGUCAUUGGGAGUUUUUCCAUCAAUUUCUGUGACAGUUUGGAUCAAACCUGUAACAGGAACUCAAGAAAUACUUUUUGUUAUCAGCAUAAUAUCUACCCUGGUAUUUUAACAUUAUUCUUGUCCUAGACUGACUUUUAAAAAAAAUAUAUGAUGCCUUCAUUAAAAAAAAUAGGUUAAAGACCUGUGUUAUUUUCAGAGUAUCUGUGUGAAAGACUAUGCAGGAGAUAAUUUUUAAUUACUGGAAUAAAGUCUUUUCAGAUCACCUUCAUGCGUUUUGAUACAAAGAUUUUGAUAUGAACUGGUUAGUAAACUCCCUUGUCUGAAAUUGUGUGCAUUUCAGGUAGAAGUUAAACAAGUUGUUCUAUGUUUGACUGCAAUUUAAAACCUUAUCCUUAUCUGUUAAAAAAGAUAUUUCAGGGAAGAGUAUUGGCUGAUAAAACAACCCCCACCAAAAUGGAUCCUUCUGGUGUUCAUAGAUUAUAUAUAUAUAUAUAAAAUAUAUAAGAUUGUAUAUAUAUAUAUAUAUAUAUAUAAAUCUCUUUAUAAAGAUAAAAAGAGCAGAAUAUUUUAAAGCAUGACAACUUUACAAAUCUUCCCGUGCAUGCAGAAGCAGCUUUUUGCAGUGACUGGUUUAUUUUAGUGUGUAUGUCUGUAAGCAUGCCCAUAGUAUUUUUUGUAAAAUAGUAUAAAUGGAACAAUUAGGUAUUUCAGAACAAAUUGUAAGGAGUUCAGUUGAACUUAUUUGUGUCUCAGACUGAAACACCUUUAUAUAUGAAUCUCAUAAACAGAUAAUAACUUAAUUACAUAUGUAGCCAGUGAAAUUUCUGCAAAUUUUCAAUGUGUUGGUCAGAUAGACCUUAAAAAAGAAAAAAAAAAGAAAAAAAAGUGAAAUAAUUCAGUGUAUGAAUAGAUAAAAAUUUGUGUUUGAUUACUGGAGGCAAAUAUUUAAACAUUUUAUUUUUUCCAUCGCUGCUAACUUAUUUUCAAUGCAAACAGCUGUGAACACAAAAGAACAAGCAGAGAAUGACAGAAGUUGAACGUACAGACUUUAAAGCUGUACUCUUUCUAGGAUAAAAUUAUCUCAAGGCUUCCAGAAGACUGAGGGAAUAGUUCCUAUUAGGUAUAACUUUAACUUAAUUUCCCCACAAAGCUACCUAGUUGAAGGCUAAAAACACUUGUGCAAGGUCAGUGACUGUAAAUUGUUUUGUAAAUGGUAAAUAAUGUUUCCUCACUCUUUCCACUUGGCUCAAACCAGAGCCAAAUCUUUGGGUGUGACACAAACCCUCUCCUUUGAAAUGAAAGUGUGCUGAUGUGCACAGCUGGGUACUGCUCCAUGAGCAGGUUUUCCACAUGGGGAAGUGUUUUUGGUCUGAAAAUGAGAGGGGAGCCCCACCUUUCUGUAGUUCAGGUGUAGCAUUGCCUGCCCGGUGUAGGAUUUGCCCAUAAACAGGAGCAUUUUUCCUCUUGCUCUGUAUUCUGAAUCCAGGAGGUGCAGAGCCCUGAAGGAACCAACCUCCAGAUACCAAUACUAGUGAUGAGUCUGUGUUUUAACCGUGUGUGACACUCUUUGGCAUCUUUUUGAGAAAACAGGUUCCCAACACAUAGUUUCAGAUUUUAUAUUUUUCGCCUCCUGGGAAUAUUUUCACUAUAUUUUUAUGGCAUGGCUGCAUUUGAGUUUGUCAUGAUUUCCAUUAUAAGCUCUUAUUUUCAAAGGGCUUCGACUAGAAACCCUCAGGGAGUUAAAAUUUCUUCAGAUGAAAUUUUAACAUAAAUUUUUAUCUUACCCAUUCUGUAUCUCAUGGAAACAGUCUGACUUAUCUAAGACUACUUUAGGACUAUUGGAAGAAAGCUCAUCUACUUUUCAACCCUGAGUUACAUUUUGAAUGUAUGUUUAUGCUGACAUCUCAUCAAAGUACUUCAAAACCACCACAUUUAACAAGUAGGGGAGAAAUCAGUAGGAGUUUUCAAGAGACAUCGAGAACCACAGAUAAUUUAGUGUUUCUCUAAUUGCCCCAGGAUUUAUACUUCAGAAUGGUGUGAAGAAACAUUUUAGUUCCUUUAAGGAAUUUUGCUUAUGGUGUUGGACCCACAUUAUAGCUUGAAAAGGUCAGAUGCAUCUAGUCAGGUGAGCUGGUGUAGACUGGUGUAAUUCCAGGGAUGGUUGUGCCAGUUUAAACCUAACUGGCCUGUUCACAGAAUCAUGGAAUGGUUUGGGUUGGAAGGGACCUUAAAGCUCAUCCAGUGCCACCCCUGCCAUGGGCAGGGACACAUUCCGCUGUCCCAGGCUGCUCCAAGCCCCAUCCUGCCAGGGGUGGGGCAGCCACAGCUCCUCUGGUUCAGGCUCCUAUAUUAUCACUUUAAAUAUUGAAUUAUGUGUUUUUAAUAUGGCAGCUGUUCCAGCCUGGGAGCAGUGGAGCACCUGCACAACCCUGGAGUUGGAAUUUAGCAGCAGGUGAAACACAGUGGUUUUGGUUUUAUGUUUUUUUGUGCAAGUGCACAAGAAGUAAGCCUUUAUAUAAGGGCUCAGUUUAAAUUUCACUAAAUGUCAAACUGACAUUGCAGUAAAAGGAUUUCCUUCUAGGAUCAGUCCCUUUUUAGGAGUUCCUGGAAGUCCAGGGGCUUCAGCAUGCAGUGUUUUUGCAGGCUUGCCUGCAGGUUCUUCCCAAGGCAUUCAUGCUCCUUUCAGUGGGGUUUGGUGAGGAAGGUCUUUAGGGAUAAAUAUCUGAAUGGUCAGGUUUUAUUUAGGGAAAAAAAAAUUAACAUACAACAUAAACUCAAGGCAAUGAAACUUUUUUCAGAUUUUCUAUUGCAAAAAUAACAGUGCAGGGAAAAAAAGAGUCAAAAUGUGAAACUUUCAGUGUCAUUUUUAACAGUACUAGGACGAAAUAAUUCAGGCAGAAAUACACAUCUAUUUUUUUAAGCAUAGUGUCUUUUAGUGUUUGUGCAGGAUUGUUCGGUUAUUUUAUCUGAGCUGCUAGGUUAAAGACUGAAAAACCAAUCUUAACUUCAAUGAAACGGGAUUAUAUUUGGCAGUUAUGUUACAAAUUGGAACAUGUUUAUUAUAACAGUUUUCUCUUUUAAUAUAUUUUAUCUCUUUCUGUAUCCACCUGCUGUAUGUGGAUAAAUUUAUAAAUCAUAUUUCAAGGGCAUUAAGAAAUUAAACUUUAGCCCCAUUGAUAGUAGUAGAAAUUUUCUACUGGUUUUAAUGGGGCUGGCAUUUAAUCUCAUUAAAAAUUGAAUUUACUUUGCGUUUUUUUGUCCAGAGAAUCCAGCUGACCUUGGGGCGAGCCUUUGCCUGGUGGGGUGUGUAAUUCAGGCCAGUUGGGUAUAAAUGUUUUUAAAACAAUGGGGGUCUGCACUGUGACCACUGCAGUUACAUGUGUUAGAACAAAUGCACUGUGUGAUUUGUGCUGUAGAAGCCAAAAUAAUCAGGCUGAUUGAUAGAGAUGGACAGUACCUUGCAAAAGAUGAAGCCAGAAGUUGGUAUUUCUCACAAAUUUCAUUAGUCUCUUGGUGUUAGGUCAGCAAAAUGAAGGCACAUGGAAAAACAGGCUUAUUAGCAGGAUUUCAAGUGCAGAGCGAUGGAGCAGGGGAUUAGUCUGGGCCAUCAGACUGUAUCAGCCCUUCCAUGGAAAGGUGCAGUUUGUGCUGGGGAAAGUGUGAUGUUUUCUGCAGGGGUGCAUGUUUUGUGUCUUUUCCUAAUGGAAGUUGUGUUAAAACAGGGAAUUAUUUACUUCUGUUAACCAUCAUGGUUAUGUAAGGAUGUGAUGGUUUCCAAAACCCUCCUGAGACACUUCUCUAAGUAAAACUGGGGAAGAGACCUGGUUGAUAUGCCUGCUACCAUAAUUAUUGCAUUGUUAGGCAGCAUCACAGAAAAUAACUCCUGUAAUGAGAUACAAAGUGAAUUCCACUUUCCAGUAUUCUCAAUCCAUAGCCAUAUUCCAUGUGCCUUUGCUUAACGCUCAGUGAAAAGUGCUUUGUUAUCUUCAGUCAUAAUUUGCUAAAUUAAAUCCAAGAUAUUUUCCAUCCAGUCAUCAAAAAGCCUGAAAGUAUGAAUGUUGUUCAGCAAGACUUGAAUUUUUGGGAUUUCUUUUCUUGUGCUAUAAAAAAAAGUAUCCAGUCUGAGAACAGAUAAUAAUUUGAUCAUGCUGUUUUGAUUUUAUUUUAUCAUUAUGGUUUAAAGAAAUACCAAACAGAAAAGCUUUACUGUGUGAAACAAAGGAAAGUGUCAGGAAAGUGGAUUCACUGAUAAAGUUCACUUUAUGAUUUUUGAGAGAAUGUUGUUACACUGCUAUUGUUUUUUAUUGUAUUUACAAUGUAUUAUUUGCUUAACCCUGUAUAUUUUGAAAUGUAACUACUCUAACCUGGAAUAAAUAAAUAAACCUAAAUAGCAA